Salvia splendens (bonfire salvia) is the source of this 1201-nucleotide messenger RNA. RefSeq names its product IQ domain-containing protein IQM3-like. The record is from RefSeq and is a predicted model, not a curated record. NCBI's taxonomy places the organism in Eukaryota, Viridiplantae, Streptophyta, Magnoliopsida, Lamiales, Lamiaceae. The coding region runs from base 212 to 1132 and encodes 306 amino acids. The transcript is spliced from 9 exons.
AUAAAUGGGUGUGCCAUAGCAUGCAGGUUAAGACAGUUACAAGACACCCCACUCUUUUGGGACCUCAUGUUUUUUAUUUCUUGACAAAUUUGUUCUAUAUCAAGAUUUAAUUUCAUUCAAAUCUAUGAGCUGGUGUAACUAACCAAUAAAUGAUUUGAGAAUCCAACUAAUGUAUUUGACAUGAUCUUGUUCAUAACUUGUGUACUGCAGAAUGAAUCAAGAAAUGGAUCACACUUCUCCCACAUCUCAAGACACUGAUCAUGAUUCCACAAAUGCCGCUCUCAAGCUGCAAAAGGUUUACCGGAGUUAUCGUACACGUCGUAGAUUGGCAGAUUCUGUACUUGCAGCUGAAGAGCUCUGGUGGCAAGCAAUAGAAUAUGCUCGUCUCAACCAUAGCACGACGGCUUUCUUCAACUUCAUCCAACCCGAAAAACCAUCUUCGCGGUGGAGCAGGAUCAGCUGGAAUGCUUCCAAGGUAGGGAAGGGGUUAGUCAAGGAUGCCAAGGCUCAAAAGUUGGCCUUCCAGCAUUGGAUUGAAGCUAUUGAUCCAAGGCAUCGAUAUGGUCACAAUUUGAGCAUAUACUUUGACGAGUGGUGUAGAAGACAGACACAUCAACCAUAUUUCUACUGGCUGGAUAUCGGAGAUGGGAAAACGGUUGAUCUUGAUGAGUGCCCUCGAUCAAGACUUAAUCAAGAAUGCAUCAACUAUUUAGGACCUUCUAGCUUUGUCUAUUUUCAAAACAAGCAAGAGCGAGAAUGCUACGAGUACAUAAUAGUAGAAGGAAAGUUCAUCCACAAGCAAACUGGAAAUGCUCUUGACACAAAGGAACAAACAUCAGGCUCGAAAUGGAUAUUUGUGAUGAGCGUGUGUAACAAAUUGUACGCUGGAGAGAAAAGGAAGGGGAUGUUUCACCAUUCGAGUUUCCUAGCAGGUGGUGUGACUCUAGCAGCUGGAAGGCUCGUUGUAGAAUGUGGAAAGCUUAAGUCUGUAUCAGCUUAUAGUGGACAUUACCGGCCAACAGACGAGAGCCUCAGCAUCUUCCUCGCGUUCCUGCAGAACAGUGGCGUUAAACUCGAGGACGUUAAGGCAGGUAAACAGCAAACCAACAGAGCUAUGAUGCUGAAAACUUAGUCCAUGAGAAACACAACUCAUUAAGGUGAAGUCUUGAACAGAUAUCAAGAAGCAAGGAUGAGAGUCCCU